AUGGCGGUGGUGGAGAAAGGAAAGGUUUGCGUAACCGGUGCCGGAGGAUUUCUCGCUUCGUGGGUCGUCGAUCUUCUCCUCUCUAAGGAUUACUUCGUCCAUGGCACUGUCAGAGACCCUGGUACUUUCCCCUCUUCCCCAUCUAAUCUAUCUGAUCUCUACUUGAUCGGAGAACUGAUAAGAUUCGAAUUCGUAGCUCAUCUGCGUGUAUGUGAUACUAGAAGUCAGUGGGCUAAGUUGAGAUUCGCGGAUGAUUCUUUAGUAGUUUAUCAGAUUUUAGCUUCUGGGUUUGUUUGCUAUAGUGAAAAGUAUUCUCAUUUGAAGAAGCUCGAGAAAGCCGGUGACAAACUCAAGCUCUUCAAGGCUGAUUUGCUGGACUACGGGUCUCUUCAAGCUGCGAUUUCAGGUUGCAGUGGCGUCUUCCAUGUCGCAAGCCCAGUUCCACCAUCUUCAGUCCCAAAUCCUGAGGUAGAAGUGAUGGCACCCGCUGUGGAAGGCACGCGGAAUGUGCUUAAGGCAUGCGUGGAAGCAAAUGUUAAGCGUGUUGUGUAUGUUUCCUCUGCAGCUGCACUUAUAAUGAACCCUGUUUGGUCAAAGAAUCAAGUGUUAGAUGAGUCCUGUUGGUCUGACCUAGAGUUUUGCAGGAAAACUGAGAACUGGUAUUGUGCGUCAAAGACACAAGCGGAAAGUGAAGCUUUCGAAUUUGCAAAACGAACCGGGAUUGAUCUCGUCAGCAUUUGCCCUACCAUGGUCUUUGGACCCGUACUGCAGCAGCACACAGUAAACGCUAGUACCCUUGCUCUUGCCAAGCUUCUUAAAGAGGGUUUUGAAUCACGGGAGAACCAAGUGCGUCUUGUGGUAGAUGUGCGUGAUGUGGCUGGAGCUUUACUUUUGGUUUAUGAGAAAGCAGAAGCUGAAGGAAGAUACAUAUGCGUAGCACACAAGGUUAAAGAACAGGAUUUGGUUGAGAAGCUGAAGAGUCUUUACCCAAACUACAACUACCCAAAGAGAUUCGUCGAAGUGGAAGAAAGGGCAACGAUGAGUUCAGAGAAAUUGCAGAAAUUGGGUUGGAGUUUCCGGCCGUUGGAGGAAACACUUGUGGAUUCGGUAGAGAGCUAUCGGAAAGCUAAGAUUGUGGACUGA
Thlaspi arvense is the source of this 1143-nucleotide messenger RNA. The record is from the annotation of a GenBank genome assembly. NCBI's taxonomy places the organism in Eukaryota, Viridiplantae, Streptophyta, Magnoliopsida, Brassicales, Brassicaceae.